UGAUGAGGAUUGAAGUUUUAUCAUACAUUAUUGUUGAAUAUAACAUAAUAUUAUGUACUAAAAGUAUUAAAAAAAUUCUGAUUUUUUCAGAAAUAUGUUAUCAAGGCAUAUACUUAAAAUUAAGAACUGGCCAGUUCAUACCUUAUCAUUCAGAGGAGUCAAAGGAAACAGAACAGAAAUUGUUGACUCAGAAAUUGGAACAUUACAUCUUUCAGUUAAUGAUGAUGAUCAUUCAGCCAGGAUUAAGAAUGGAGUUAAGAGAGGAGAAAUUGAAGAUCUUAAUCCAUAUGUCUCAGAUAUCCCUGAAGAAGGUAAAAGGGAGAGGUCUUUAAACAGCGUCAACUUGAUUGGUAGAGUUGGAAACAUCCCAGUGAUGCGAGGAACACAAGACAAGCCUGUUACAGUGUUCAGUUUGGCGACUAAUACAAUGUGGAAAUCUGUGGACAAUCAGUGGUCAACAAGAACUGACUGGCACAACAUUGCUGUCUUUAAGAAGGGAUUGAGAGAGCAUGCUUACAAUACUGUGGAGAAAGGGCAGAGGCUACAUAUCCAAGGAAAAAUACUUUAUGGAGAGGUGACAGACGCUGCAGGCAUUCGGAGGCAUACAACAACCAUUGCUGUUGAUGACAUAAUUUUCCUAGCAUCACCCAAACUUAAAUAAGUUGCGUAAUGAGUAUACAACAACAAACAGGAAACAACAAACACUUCCAGGAUUUAAUCAUUUAAUCAACAAACAGGGGGACCCAGUAAGCAUGGGUAUUAGUGCUAGUUAUUGGAGAUGUUUUUUUCCCAUGUGGCAUUUUUUCAUGAAUAUCUAUAUUAUUUGAAGAAAAUGUUAAUGUGUGUUGCGUAAUUUCCCUGCAGACCAAGACUAUAUUUACAUAAAAUCAGUCCAAUUUAUUUUCUACUUCCAGGGCACCAUACUACUGUUCAGCCUGUACUAAAUUAUAUGACUCACUGUUAAAAAAUGCUUAUUUAAUUUCAUCGAUAAAUUAAAAAUAAUAGGUUAAAGAAAUCGCUAACACAAUUUUUUUUUUUAAAUAAGUAUUUUUUAAUGAAGAGUUAAGAUUAAGAUGUUAAACUAAUGUAAAAAAUGUCUAAAAUAUGAAUAAUUUAUUCGAAAAUAUACAAAAUGUUGAUUUUGGAAGAAACAUUAAAAGUUUUUGUAAAGCCUGUACCUAGACCAUACAUCUGUGCUGUGAGGAAUUAAAGUUUGUCGUGUUUAUACCUAUCAUACUUACUGAAUACAUUUUUUAUCAGAA
Messenger RNA from Eurytemora carolleeae, 1262 nucleotides. RefSeq names its product single-stranded DNA-binding protein, mitochondrial (gene mtSSB). The record is from RefSeq and is a predicted model, not a curated record. Gene Ontology annotation, molecular function: single-stranded DNA binding. The transcript is spliced from 7 exons. Gene Ontology annotation, biological process: mitochondrial DNA replication; positive regulation of helicase activity. Gene Ontology annotation, cellular component: mitochondrial nucleoid. Bases 95 to 661 code for a protein of 188 amino acids. NCBI's taxonomy places the organism in Eukaryota, Metazoa, Arthropoda, Copepoda, Calanoida, Temoridae.